Molecule: messenger RNA, 1542 nt
Organism: Neocloeon triangulifer
Lineage: Eukaryota; Metazoa; Arthropoda; Insecta; Ephemeroptera; Baetidae
Product: zinc finger protein 628-like
Exons: 6
Coding region: 91-1155 (354 amino acids)
Cellular component (GO): nucleus
Source: RefSeq, a predicted model, not a curated record
CUCGGCCCAAGUGGCAGCCUUUGAUAGCAGCAGCGACGAUCCUCGCUCGCGCGCGCCUUCAGGUCCAACUUAGAUCUCCAGCGCUUUUGAAUGAGGCAUGGAAACGCUCCUUCACCUCUUGCUUGCUUAGAGAUGCCGCGAUCAUUUUUAGUCAAAACGAGCUACCCGUCGAGAGAAAUGUCUCCGCCACUCACUCCGAGUCCCACCAGCGUCAUCAGACGGCACUCGCCGAGUGCUUUUUCGCCAGUCAACAAACGCAGAUACAUAGAAUUAGAAUGCAGGCAAACGCGAAUUUUGCCAGAAACUCCACCACCGCAAGUCUUCAUUUGGCCACCGCCGUCCAGACUGUGCAUGCCUUGUCCACCAAUCGAUACCGUCCACACCCCAACCAGUCCUGAAAGAGCAACUGAUGCAGAAGACGCUCCACUCGACCUCUGCCUGAAACCCGCGCUGGCCCGUUUGGCCGCCUCGGCGCCCCCUCGCACCUCCCCAGGCCGCUCGAGCUACCCGAUCUGGUCGCCGGCCAGUCAGUGCGAACAAGAGGCGGCCAAAACCAACAACAACAAUCACGCCAAGUCGGCGUACAAGUGCGUACCUGCAGUGAUCGUGUCGUCUUUGCGGCCGCCGUCACCGUCGGCCGAGCCGGACAGCACCGCCUUUCUGCCCUCGUCCCGCUGGAGUCUGCCCCUGACCACCCCUCUGCCUCCUCACCACCCUCCAGCGGCACAGCAGCCGCGCAUCGCGAGACGGAGCGAGAAUGGCGAGAGAUGCUUUCAGUGCAAACAGUGUGGGAAAACUUUCAAGCGUUCGUCCACCCUGUCCACGCAUCUGCUGAUCCACUCGGACACCCGCCCCUACCCCUGUCAGUAUUGCGGAAAACGCUUCCACCAGAAGUCGGACAUGAAGAAACACACUUACAUCCACACAGGCGAGAAGCCGCACAAAUGCAUCGUGUGCAGCAAAGCCUUCAGCCAGUCGUCCAACCUAAUCACCCACAUGCGAAAACACACCGGCUUCAAGCCCUUCUCGUGCGGCCUGUGCGAAAAGGCGUUCCAGAGAAAGGUGGACCUGCGCAGGCACCGCGAGACGCAACACCCUUCGGCCGCGCCACUGCCUCCUCAGGGCACCACCACCUACAGUCUCACCACCCUUUGAAUAUGAAAGCACCAGUCUCAUGUACAGCAACAUCUAUUCAUUCUUUCCAUGCACCUUUUUAUACUCUUUUAAAAACUGUCCUUGAAAAGGAGGAAAGACUUUUAUCUCGAUCAUUUAAUUUGAUCUCAAAUUUUCCUGUUAAAAAUCCUAGAUUUGUGUUCACCGUAAUUUAUUUUUCCAGCACCAAAUUUUCUUUAUUAUUUUUCUAUCGAACAUCUUUAGCAGUUUCUUGAGACAGCGUAAAGAAAGAGCAGCUAAUUGACCAAAGAUUUUGUGAAUUUAUUCUUGUAUAAAUAAUGAAAUGAUAAUUGUAAUAAAACGUAUUCCAUAGAGAUACAAAAUGAAGUGUUCACGUCAGCCUAGUUGGUUCUCAGGUUGUGCUUUGAG